CGAGAGCAUUUAAACAAUAAAGGAAAAGUGCUUAGCCCACAAGGCACGGAAAGAAAUAAAUAAAUACUGGGAAGUGAGAAGUGUUUCUCAGGAUUCUGGGCCACAUAGAACCAUAACAGAAGAGAAGAGAGGAAACUAGAGAGGUGAGAGAUAGGAAGAUUUCUCUUAGAUAAAAGCUUGCCUUUGGAAGAAGAGUUGUUGAGCCAGGAACCAAUCAUGUCUCCUCGUGGAGUGCAACUGCAAGUACAAGAUCGCUAUGUAGUGAUGGAUAAUGGGCUCCUCCAAGUAACAAUCUCAAAACCAGAUGGGAUAGUCACAGGCAUACGAUACAAUGGCAUUGACAAUCUACUUGAAAUUCAAAAUGAAGAAGUUAACAGAGGGUAUUGGGACGUCGUUUGGAGUGGAGAAGGCCGUACUGGAGUUUUUGAGGUGAUAAAGGCGACAGAGUUUGAGGUUAUAACAGAAAAUGAGGAGCAGGUGGAAGUUUCCUUCACAAGACCAUGGGAUACCUCCUUGGCGGGAAAAUUUAUUCCCAUAAAUAUAGAUAAGAGGUUUAUAUUGUUACGAGGUUGUUCAGGCUUCUAUUCUUAUGGGACAUAUGAGCAUUUAGAAGGCAUGCCUGCCUUCAGCCUUGCCGAAACCAGGAUUGCAUUCAAGCUUAGAAAAGACAAGUUUCAUUAUAUGGCCAUGGCAGAUAAUAGGCAAAGGAUCAUGCCCAUGCCCGAGGACCGGUUGCCCGGACGAUGUCAAACCCUUGCCUACCCAGAAGCAGUUCUCUUAACCAAUCCCAUUAAUCCGGACCUCAAGGGCGAGGUGGAUGACAAGUACCAGUAUUCUUGCAAUAACGAGGAUAACAAGGUCCAUGGGUGGAUAUGCUUUGACCCUCCUGUGGGCUUCUGGCAGAUUACUCCCAGUGAUGAGUUUCGGACUGGAGGACCUGUAAAGCAAAACCUCACCUCCCAUGUUGGCCCAACCACUCUUGCUAUGUUUUUAAGUGCUCAUUACUCAGGAGAAGAUCUGGUGCCCAAAUUCCAAGAUGACGAACAGUGGAAGAAGGUUUUUGGCCCAGUUUUCAUCUAUCUUAAUACAGUUUUGGAUGAUGAGGAUCCACAUUCACUCUGGGAAGAUGCCAAAAUACAGAUGAUGGUGGAAGUCCAAAGUUGGCCCUACAGUUUUCCAGCCUCUGAGGAUUUCCCUUCUUCGGAUCAAAGAGGAAAUGUUAGUGGUCGAUUACUGGUUCAAGACAGGUACAUCAAUGAAGGGUACAUAUCAGCAAACUCGGCUUACGUCGGGUUAGCUCUUCCAGGAGAGGUUGGAUCAUGGCAAAGAGAAUGCAAGGGUUACCAGUUCUGGACUAAAGCGGAUACUGAUGGCUACUUCUCCAUAAGUGAUGUGCGCACUGGAGAUUAUAAUCUUUACGCAUGGGUUCCUGGUUUUAUUGGAGACUACAAAUAUGAUGUUGUGGUCACCAUCACCUCAGGUUGUGAUUUUGAUCUGGGUGAACUGGUAUAUGAACCUCCAAGAAACGGACCCACAUUGUGGGAGAUCGGCAUCCCUGACCGUUCAGCGGCGGAAUUCUAUGUUCCUGAUCCUAAUCCAAAAUACAUCAACAAACUCUUUGUUAAUCAUCCAGACAGAUUUAGGCAAUAUGGAUUGUGGGACAGAUAUGCAGAAUUAUAUCCUGAUGGAGAUCUUGUCUUCAAUGUUGACACAAGUGACUAUAGGAAAGAUUGGUUCUUUGCUCAGGUCACCAGGAAGAACAGCAAUAACACAUACCAAGCAACCACAUGGCAGGUCAUAUUCAAACUCGACUCUAUCAAUGACAAUACCACCUAUCAACUGCGACUGGCUCUUGCAUCUGCCACAGUUUCUGAAUUACAGGUUCGAUUCAAUGACCCGAAAGCAAACCCUCCUCACUUUUCAACAGGGCUGAUAGGGAGGGACAACUCAAUUGCAAGGCAUGGCAUUCAUGGUCUAUAUUGGCUAUAUAAUGUUGAGGUACCAAGCACAAGACUUGUGCAAGGAGACAAUACAAUCUAUUUAACUCAAUCAAGAAGUAUCAGCCCUUUUCAAGGGAUCUUGUAUGACUACAUUCGCUUAGAAGGGCCUCCAGCUUCCUCCAAUUCUAACAAAAAACAUUAAUAAAGAUGUGGAUAGAAGCACAGGCCAAGUUGAUUAAUUCUGUAUUAUAUAUAGGGCUUUUAACUUGCGAUGUACACAUAAAUUGAGCGACAACUAAUUAACCCUAACAGGCAUGGAUAAAAGAAAAUGCUGUUCCAAAGCCUGACUCUUCCAUGCUCAAUAGGUUCUGUUGAUCAUGAUCCAUCGUUCACUGUUGACGGUGUUCAACCUAAAAAUCCGAGUUUCAUGGUCACAGAACGUAAAUAUUUACGUGAUUAGUAAGAUUAUUUACGUCCACAAUGAGGUGAAAUCUAUUUCACUAUCAAUGGAGAAUAUGGUUGUAUUCAUUCGUUCUCAAA
Molecule: messenger RNA, 2480 nt
Organism: Macadamia integrifolia
Lineage: Eukaryota; Viridiplantae; Streptophyta; Magnoliopsida; Proteales; Proteaceae
Product: probable rhamnogalacturonate lyase B
Exons: 16
Coding region: 217-2142 (641 amino acids)
Biological process (GO): carbohydrate metabolic process
Molecular function (GO): carbohydrate binding; catalytic activity
Source: RefSeq, a predicted model, not a curated record